Molecule: messenger RNA, 306 nt
Organism: Ilex paraguariensis (yerba mate)
Lineage: Eukaryota; Viridiplantae; Streptophyta; Magnoliopsida; Aquifoliales; Aquifoliaceae
Source: the annotation of a GenBank genome assembly
AUGGCUCCCAAGCCUAUAGACAAGAAACUCCUAGUUGAGCUUCAAGCCCAAAGAACUUUAAAGGGCUCGCCAGCCUAUAAGAGGCCAAAAUUUAUCUCUGGUUGGACUAGGAGUAAGUCUUUUGGAUCUUCAUCAUUCCCCUUAACUCCUCUGACUUCCAAAGGUGCUAAAAAGAUAGGUGUUAACCUGGAGGUUGUAUAUAAUGAGGAGAUCAUCCUUCUAGAUGCCUCCUUAGUUAACCUUGACACUACUUUUUCUCGUUCCAAGAGCAAGGGCAAGGGAAAAGCUAUGGAGACCACUGAAUAG